Molecule: messenger RNA, 7337 nt
Organism: Juglans regia (Persian walnut)
Lineage: Eukaryota; Viridiplantae; Streptophyta; Magnoliopsida; Fagales; Juglandaceae
Exons: 8
Coding region: 1022-6853 (1943 amino acids)
Molecular function (GO): ATP hydrolysis activity; ADP binding
Source: RefSeq, a predicted model, not a curated record
AGUCACUUCUCUGGAAGAAAUUAUACUCAUUUUCUUGCAACCCGAGUCUCUGAACGUUACAUCUCCGUCAUGCGAUUAAUCACCUGAGCCAUGGCGUAAUUCCGAUCGUUAUGUGGUUGAUCCUCCUCAGACACACCUUUGGGUUGUUCCUUACGGGAGAGUCUCAGUCGCACCAUAAUGCCUUUCCUACCACAAACCCAAGUUUCCAUCACUUGUACUCGUUCCCGACACUACCAAUAUUCAUGCUAAGGGGAUUGAGUUAUUAGUAGCUAGGGUUUUGUGUUUUUUCGGAGGUGGAAAAGUGAGGGAAAUGAAGGUAAAUGGGGUGGGUUGGUCGACCAAGGAGAGGGAGUGAAGAGAGAAAAGUAUAUUGUGAGGAAGAGAGUGUAUGACGGGAAAAUAGAAAAAAUGAAUUGGGGGGAGGGUGUCUCAAUGCAAUCUGGGCGAACUCCACUUGCCACUUGCUUGGGUGAAGAGGGAAAAUUGUGCUGGCUGUCAAUUGCCUCUCCUUUGUUUUUGAAAAUUAUCAUCAUCAUUAUCAUUAUUAUUGUCAUUAUUCUUAUUAUCAUCAAUAUUAUGUAUUUUCUAAAAUAAAAAUUUUCAUCUCUAUAUCUAUUUUAGUUUCAUCUUGUGUUUUGAAGUGUUGUGCGCGUGAUCACUCGAUUUCUCCUAUAUAUACAAAUAUUACAUUCGAUAUGGUUAUUGAAUUUCAUGGCAUACAAUAAACAUAACAAGUUCUAUAUUUGCUUUCAUUGGCCAUCUAUGAAAUCAUUAGAAGUUUUCCAAAUAUGAAGCUUGACCUUGAAUGCUUAUGAGUUGUACCAAUUCCUGUUUGAAUUUUCAUAUCUCCAAUAUUACUAACUUCAAUUUUUUGAUCUACACAGUUUGAAUUUUCAGAGCUAGGAACGCCUUGAUGACCUGAUAUAGAAACUAAUGAUGGUGUGGAAGAGAAAGGUCUAUAAAUUCUUAUGCUUUUCCAUUAUGAUGUGAAGAAACACAGGGGACUUUAAUUGAAGCAAGAAUGGAGGUAGUUAUUUCUAUUGCAUCAACAAUUGUUAACUACACAGUUUCUCCAGUUGGAAAAUGGGUUAGUUAUUCGUUUUUCUAUAAAAAAAACAUUGAAAGCAUGAAGAAGUGCAUGGAGAAGUUGCAUAAUGCUGGAGAUAGGGUGCAACAUUCCAUUGAUGCUGCUAUAAGAAACGGUGAAGAAAUUGAAGGCGAUGUUAUCAAGUGGCUAACAGAUGUGGAAGUGAUUAUUGACGAGGCAAGGAAAGUUCUUGAAGGAAAAGAACAAGCAAAGUCAAGGCCUUCGAAUGGGGCAUGCCUGAACUUGAAGCUAAGGCAUCAACUAAGCCAGAAAGCAAAAAACAUAGUGAAAGUUAUUGACGAACUCUUGGAGAAUGGCAGAUUUGAUAGAGUUUCCUAUCGCCUUGCUUCACAGAAGAUAGAGACUUCAAUAUAUAUGAAUUUUAUUACCUUUGAGUCAAGAAUUUCAACUGUGAAGGAACUUCUGGAGUCACUGGGAGAUCCUAACAUCAACCUGAUUGGGUUGUGGGGGAUGCCUGGGAUUGGAAAGACUACACUAGCAAGAGAAGUAGCCAAGCAAGCCAAGAAAGAAAAGUUAUUCGAUGAGGUGGCUAUGGCAGUUGUGACGCAUAGCCCAGACAUGAGACGAAUUCAAGGAGAAAUCGCUGAUAUGCUAGAUUUGAAGUUUGAUAUGGAGACUGUACCUGGAAGAGCAAUUCGUUUACAGGAGAGGUUAAGAAGAGAAAAAAAGAUCUUGAUUAUCCUAGAUGAUAUAUGGGAGAAACUUGAUUUGGAGGCGAUUGGAAUUCCUUGCGAGGGAUGCAAGAUACUAAUGAUAUCUAGGAAUCAAAAUGUAUUAAUGAGUGAAAUGGACACUCAAAAGGAUAUUGGACUUAAAGUUUUGCCUGAAGAAGAAGCAUGGAGUUUAUUUGAGAAGAUGGUGGGUGAUUCUAUUAAGGAUGAUAGUUUCCGAGCCACAGCGACCGAGGUUGCUAAAGAGUGUGCAGGACUGCCUAUUGCACUUGUAACAGUUUCUAAGGCAUUAAAGAAAAAGACUUUAUAUGAAUGGAAGGAUGCCCUUCGUCAACUUAGAAGUCCCAGUCCAAAUUUCCUAACAAGAAUGCAAUCAACUAUAUAUUCUUCUAUAGAGCUGAGUUAUAGUCGUCUUGAAAGUCAGGACAUGAAAUCCUUCUUUUUGCUUUGUGCUCAUAUGGGUUACUUCAUUGGAUAUCUGGACUUGUUGAAAUAUUGUUACGGCCUCAGUUUAUUUCAGGGUAUCAGUACAUUGGAAGAAGCAAGAAAUAGAAUAUAUAGACUAGUUCGUAAUCUGAAAGACUCUUGUUUGUUGCUAGAUUGUCCCUACAGCUCUGAACAUUUUGUCAUGCAUGACGUUGUUCGUGAUGUUGCUAUGUUAAUUGCAUCAAAGGAUCAUAGCAUAUUUAUGGUGAGAGAUGAUGGUGAGUUAAACAAAUGGCCAGACAUGGAUGCUUUAAAAAGAUGCAAAACGCUAUCCAUUUUUGGUGGAGAAAUCCAAGACCUUCCUAAUGAAAUGGAAUGUCCACAAUUGAGAUUAUUCAAUGUAAACGGUGGAAAAUGUUCUUGGCAAAUCCUAGAGACUUUCUUUGAACGGGUGGGAGAGCUCAAAGUUUUAUGUUUCACUAAAAUGCAACUUCCAUCACUUCCUUCAUCUCUUCAUCUCCUUAGAAGCCUGCAAACAUUGUGUCUGGAGCAUUGUGAGUUGGGAGACAUAUCUGUAAUUGGAGAGCUCAAGAAUUUAGUAAUUCUUAGUCUUUCUGGAUCCAAUGUUUCAAAAGUUCCAAGAGAAGUUGGAUUGUUGACUGAUAUACGGUUGUUGGAUUUGAGCAGUUGUUCCAAACUUGAACUAAUUCCACCUAAUGUCCUAUCAAGCUUGUUGAAAUUAGAAGAGCUGUAUGUGGGAAAUAGUUUCAUUCAAUGGGAUCCUGAAGGACUUGACAAUAAUGCUAACCUUGCUGAACUCAAGAACUUGUCACAUCUGACCACUCUAGAGAUACAUAUUCGAGAUGCCAGCAAUCUGCCAAAAGAUAUUUGGCUUACAAAGUUAGAAAGAUACAUGAUACUUGUUGGCAAUGUACGCUGGGAUUGGUUUGAAAAGCAUGAAACUUGGUUUGAUAAUUGUGAAAGCAGGUUUGGUAUGCGUGAAACCUCACGAACAUUAAAACUCAAGCUCCAAACAAACUUAAAAUCAGAUGAUGGGAUUAGAAUGCUGUUGAAGAGGACAGAGAAUCUCUAUUUAGACGAGUUAAAGGGCGUUAAGAGUGUUGUGCAUGAAUUAGAUAUGGAAGGUUUUCAACAACUGAAGCAUCUCCAUAUCCAAAAUAAUUCUGAGAUUAAAUAUAUUGUUAACUCCCGGAUUCCAAUUAUUGCCUUUCCUGUCUUGGACACAUUUCUUUUGAAAAAUAUGUCUGGUUUAGAAGAAAUAUGUCGUGGCCAUCUUCCCUCAACAUCCUUCGGUAAUUUGAGAGUCGUGAAAUUGGAAAGUUGUGAUGAACUAAAAUUUGUCUUCUCUUCAUCAAUAGCCAGGGGCCUUUCACUGCUCAAUGAAUUGCAUAUCAGAGAAUGCCGCAUUAUGGGAGCAAUAGUUCUGAAAGAAGAAGGUGAAAUAGAAGACAAAAAUAUGAUAGUGUUCCCUCAACUGCGAUGCUUGGCACUGCACCAUCUUCCAAAGCUCGCAAGCUUCUUCACCAUAAAAAGUCCAUUCAUAAUUGAUGCAGGAGAAAUCAUUCCAGAGAACAAGCUUGAUUUUUACUUGCCAAUUCUUGACAAACAGGUUGUGUUCCCCAAUCUGGAAAGGUUGGAGCUAUCCUCAACAGACUUGGAAGACAUUUUCCACAACCAACUUCAAGCAAGUUCCUCUUGUAGAGUGACAUACAUGCGCACAAUCUCCAGGUUUCAAAAUUUGUUGUCCUUGCAUGUACAAGGCUCUAGUCAUAUAAAAUACAUACUGUCAUACUCUAUAGCUAGAUUUAUGGUGCAACUCAAAGAUCUUCACGUACUAGAAUGUAAGGUUUUGGAAGAAAUACUGCUCACAGAAGAUUUAGGAGGAGAGGAAAGAAGUCCUAUGGUUUUCUUCCCUAAACUAAAACUUCUCUGCCUAAAAGAUCUUCCAAUCCUCAAAAGAUUCUGUAUAGGAAGAAAGAUAAAAUUUCCAUCCUUGGAGAAGCUCCAGAUAGAAUAUUGCCCUAAUUUAAGGACAUUCAUAUUCAAUACUUCCAGUUCAGGCAUGAUAGCCAACAAUGCAAUGGAGAUGCAGCCUUUAUUCAAUGAAGAGGUAGUCUUCCCAAGUUUGGAAAGAUUGGAAAUCUCCCACAUGGAUUACUUGAAAAUCAUCUGGCAAAACCAGUUUGCAGCAGAUUCAUUUUGCAAGCUACGAUUUUUAAAGGUUGAAUUUUGUGAACAACUUGUGAAUGUUUUUCAAUCCAAUAUGCUGACAAGAUUCGGGAGUCUAGAGACACUUAUCAUGGCUAAUUGUGGUGCACUACAAGAAGUAUUUGACUUGCAAAGUCUAAAUUUUAAUGAAACACAUGUUGUAAUAGACACUCAGUUGAAGGAAUUGCUUUUGAGUCGUCUACCCAGAAUGAAGCAUGUAUGGAAUAAAGACCCUGAACCACUUUUUCGAUUCCGAAACUUAAAACAAAUACAUGCAAAAGGGUGUGAGAGUUUGAAAAGUUUCUUUCCAACCACGGUGGCUAGAUUUCUUAAGCAAUUAGAGAAGCUUCAGAUAGUUGAUUGUGGAGUGGAGGAAAUUGUUGCGUGGGAUGGGAGAGAGGCAAUUGCUAGAUUCAGGUUUCCUCAAGUAACUCUCUUAAAUCUGAAAGUGCUACCCAGACUCAAGUGGUUUUACCCAAGAGUGCAUACAUCGGAAUGGCCAAUGCUGAAAGAUAUGCGGGUACAUAGAUGCCCAGAAGUUGAGAUAUUUGCUUCUGAACUUUCAAUGUUUCAAGAAGCUUCUCAAGAGAGCCAACGUGGUAUGAUAUCAAUUAAACAACCCCUUUUCUUGGUUGAUGAGGUUGCAUUCCCAAGCUUGGAAGCACUGGCAAUUUCCCACAUGGAUAACCUAAAAAUUAUAUGGCAUAACAAGCUCGUUGCAGAUUCCUUUUACAAUCUUCAAAAGUUGCAUGUUGAAUUUUGUAAAAAUAUUUUGCACGUAUUUCACUCUAAUAUGCUCAAAAUAUUCCAAAGCCUAAAGAUUCUAAGGAUAACUGAUUGUGGUUUGCUACAAGACGUAUUUGACUUGCAAGGCCAAGAUUCUAAGGAAAUGCAAGCUGUAACAGUUUCUUGUUUGAAAGAAAUGUAUUUGGUUCGCCUACCAAACUUGAGAAGUGUAUGGAAGAAGCAUAGCGGAAACCUCUGCAGCUUUCAAGAUCUAAAAGUGAUACAUGCCAAGGGAUGUGAGAGUUUGGAAAGUUUCAUUCCGGAAUCAAUUGUUAGGAGUCUCUUACAAUUGGAGGAUCUUCGGAUUAUCAAAUGUGGGGUGAAGGAAAUUAUUGCUGGAGAAGGAGCAAGAGUGGCAGUACCAAGGUUUGUGUUCCCUAAAGUAACUCGCUUAAAUCUUCAAGGUUUAGUAGAACUCAAGUGGUUUUACCAUGGGUUACAUACUUCAGAAUGGCCAUUGUUAAAAUAUAUGAGGGUGGAUAGAUGUCAAAAAGUACACAUCUUUGCUUCAGAGUAUACGAGCUUCCAAGAAGCACUUCAAGAAAGACAACAUGGGAGCUAUAUUCAGCAACCACUUUUCUUGGUUGAAGAGGUUGCUUUCCCAAGUUUGGAAACAUUGGUAAUUUCCUACAUGGAUAAGUUGAUGAUCAUAUGGCACAACCGACUAGUUGCAGAUUCCUUUCGCAAUCUUCAAACAUUGCGUAUUCGAUUUUGUGAAGAUCUUUUGCACGUCUUUCAAUUUAAUAUGCUAAGGAGAUUCCAGAGUCUAGAAGCGGUGCAUAUAAAUGAUUGUGGUUCACUACAGGAAGUAUUUGAACUCCAGGGGAAAAAUGAUAAAGAGAGGCAUGUUGAAACAGUCACCCAAUUGAAAGAAUUGUAUUUGAUUCGUCUGCCAAAACUGAAGCACAUAUGGAAUGAAGAUCCCGAAGGAAUUUUAAGCUUUGAAAAUCUGCAGACGGUAUUUGCGGUAGGAUGUGGGAACCUGAAAAGUCUAUUUCCAGCCUCUGUGGCUAGAACUCUCGUGCAAUUGAAGAAACUCAGGAUAGAUAGCUGUGGAGUUGAGGCAAUUGUUGAGAGGGGUAGUGAAGCAGUAUCGAGACUUGUGUUUCCUAAAGUAACUUACUUGAAACUCAGAGCAUUGCCAAACCUCAAGUGGUUUUCCUCGGGACUGCAUACUUCAGAAUGGCCAUUGUUGACAGAAUUGGAUGUGUCCGAGUGCUAUCAAGUUGAGAUAUUUUCAUCAAAAUUUUGGAGCUUUCAACAAACAGUUCAACAGAGCCAACAUAAGACCUCCAAUAGCCAACAACCCCUUUUCGUAGUUGAAGAGGAUACAUUCCCCAACUUGGAGAUUUUGAGAUUGGAGCACAAUCACACCAUAUGGUAUGGCCAGUUUUUGGAGGAAUUUUUUGGAAAUUUAAAAGUUCUUGAGGUGCUUUGUGGUCCUAAAGAAUUAGCUCCUCCACCAGAGACACAAUUUGGAGAGACAUGUACGUUGCAAUUGCAAGUAUUAGGGCUUAAUCAAGAGGCAGAAUCAAGUCACGCUUCUGAGACCCGAGCUAGAGGGCACCUAGCAUUAGAAAUCUCCGAUACCUCAUUUGAUCGUCUUCAUGUUUGUGAGGAAGACCAACCUUAGGAAGAUGAUGAGGCCACCAUAGAACACAAGUUGAACGAGUUAAGGACGAAUAUGUAUUAUGACCUCAAUGUGGAUGCGAUCUUUUAUUUGUCGCAGGACUCCAUCACAGAAGAAGAGAAGAAAGUACCUUUACCUUAUUCGUCUGAAGACUCAACUGCAGCUAGCGGACGUAUUCCUUCAAAUCAUGUGCCAGGAUUAGGAGAUGCGGCAGAUGAUCAACUAGAGGCAAUCGACUAGACAACAACAACACGACGUGGAGCUCAUCACUUUUAUGCUUCGUUUCCUCGAUAGUAUUAUGACAUCUUUAAUCGAGUUGCGCAAGCUAAUUGAUGGAUUAGCCUACGAGUUACUAUAGUUUUGCAUGUACUUAGGGAGCUGUCCCCAGUACUAAUUAUGUUAUAAACUUGUUGGACAAGUAUUGUAACCUUUUGGAUAUUAGUUAUAUUGUGAAUGUCAUAAAGCAUAUUUAUGUUUUUGUGAUACA